Molecule: messenger RNA, 894 nt
Organism: Glarea lozoyensis ATCC 20868
Lineage: Eukaryota; Fungi; Ascomycota; Leotiomycetes; Helotiales; Helotiaceae
Exons: 2
Coding region: 1-894 (297 amino acids)
Source: RefSeq, a predicted model, not a curated record
AUGGUUGUGAAGAGUGAAGGAAAAUGGGCAAGCGAAAGAAAAAAUAGGAGCUGUGUGAAGAACCAAGCAAGCAAGCGCAGCGAGACGGAGGGUGGAGGUGGAGGUGGAGGUCGGCAUCGUGAGGGAGAGGAGAAGGGAAGAAUUAUUAAUAUUCGUCUUGCGCCGGAGCCAUUGAAUUCGCCGGGCCCUGUCUGGACGGUCGAGCGAGCGAGCACCGCUUGCUGCUUGCCCUGCACCUGCUUGCAGGAGGAAGAGCGACAGGGACCGGGACCCAGGACCAGAUGGGGACCACAGGCUGCACAGGGCUCUCUUCGCCAGUGGGCCGUGGCCCAAAUCAGCACGAACUCCGCACAAGUCGUGCAGGGCAAUAAUACUGUCCUGGAAUGGAAGUGGUCCCGCAACCCAUCCCAGCCUGCUGGAAAUGUGCCUAAGCCGCUUGGACGCCCGGAGAAAGCAGAGAACGCAGCUUCACCGUAUCACAGUGCGCCAACUCGAACAACACCAAGCUCGAUCGAGCCACGACCACCACCCCGUCGCCCCCCACCAGCUCGGUUCUGGGUCCAUCAUCCCAGGAAAAUUCCAGUGCCAUGCCCCCGGCUGAGUGACAACGGCACAGGUGAAGACGGCUCCGGGAGUGGCCUCGACCAGAGGGGAAAGCAAAGUGAGGGGGAGGCCGUAGCAGUGAGUACGACGGUACGACCAGGCACUGCUGAAUUGAAAAGCCAUGCUCUGGCCAUGAUGAUACUUUCUUUCUUUGCGUCUUACUGCUAUGCCACCGCGAACAUUAUUGCGCUUGCUCUGGGUCCAUCGCAUCGCACGCCAGCCUCAUCGAACCUCCGCUGCGACGGAAUGUGCGCUGGUCACGGCGGAACAUGCACAACACCUUACAACUGA